Gorilla gorilla gorilla (western lowland gorilla) is the source of this 1707-nucleotide messenger RNA. RefSeq names its product sperm microtubule inner protein 5 (gene SPMIP5). The record is from RefSeq and is a predicted model, not a curated record. The transcript is spliced from 7 exons. The coding region runs from base 338 to 1111 and encodes 257 amino acids. NCBI's taxonomy places the organism in Eukaryota, Metazoa, Chordata, Mammalia, Primates, Hominidae.
GGCAACAUAUCCUGUCCCUGAGAGUUUAGAGGUCAUCUGUUCGCACCCCCUUUCACUCUGGCACCCUGAAACCAGUUACCUAACCUCUCUGUGCCUUAUUUUUCACAUUUAUAAAAUGGGGGUUCCAACAGGAACUCAUUCUUAGGGAAGCUGUGGGGAUUAAAGGAGAAUGCGGUUCUGCUGCAACCACAUGGGGAUAGCCAGUGUUCCCUGUCUGUUGCCUUUUUAAAUUGGGGAAUGGGUAUAAUAUAGCAUUUAUAUCAUGGGGCUGUUGAGAGGAUUAAACAAGCGUGGAAAGCUUUCAGAAAAGUAAGCAGGUGGUCAGUAUGGGUGGGACAUGGCCUCACAGCCAGGUCUGUCUGACUCCAGGCCCAGUGCUUCCUCCCAGGAGCCAGAGAGCGAAAUCAUGGAGCCUUCCAAGACCUUCAUGAGAAACCUGCCAAUCACACCAGGCUACAGCGGCUUUGUGCCGUUCCUCAGCUGCCAAGGAAUGUCCAAGGAGGAUGACAUGAACCACUGUGUGAAAACCUUCCAGGAGAAAACACAGCGCUAUAAAGACCAGCUGCGGGAAUUGUGCUGCGCAGUGGCCACUGCCCCGAAACUGAAACCUGUCAACUCCGAGGAGACGGUCCUGCAGGCCCUGCACCAGUACAAUCUGCAGUACCACCCCCUGAUCCUGGAAUGCAAAUAUGUAAAGAAACCUCUCCAGGAGCUCCCGAUCCCUGGCUGGGCAGGCUACCUGCCGAGAGCCAAGGUCACUGAAUUUGGCUGUGGCACGAGAUACACUGUCAUGGCCAAAAACUGCUACAAGGACUUCCUGGAGAUCACGGAGAGGGCCAAGAAGGCACAUCUGAAACCAUAUGAAGAAAUAUACGGAGUUAGCUCCACAAAAACUUCUGCUCCGUCUCCAAAACUUUUGCAGCAUGAAGAGCUGCUGCCAAAAUAUCCCGAUUUUUCUAUUCCAGAUGGAAGCUGCCCUGCCCUUGGAAGGCCCCUGAGAGAGGACCCCAAAACUCUGCUGACAUGUGGCUGUGCUCAGAGGCCAAGUAUACCAUGCAGUGGGAAGAUGUAUCUAGAGCCACUGUCCUCCGCAAAGUAUGCAGAAGGCUAGAAGCGCAGAGUCUCCCAAGGAGGUGAACUUUAAGUGGGGCUUCCAAAACCUGCCGUUCUCAUGUUGGAAUCACGCCCAGGACAUAGUUCAAGCCGUAACACUGGAUAACAUCAUCUUGCCACCAGCAGGCACCCUGACCUCCCUCAGCAACCAUCCGUAUGCAGAAGAAAUAACAGCUCCUGGGACAAUGAGACCGUUGUCAUCCACUCAGAAAUGUGCAGAGCCACACAAGGCAGCAAGCUGGGCCUGGGAGGUUUUUUCCAAGGCAAGAAUUUUCACCUGGACAUCCUGGGCUCCCAUGAUUCCAUGGGUAGAAGUCAGAAGGUCAGAGAACUUUGAUGAGAAAACAAGUUACAUCAUUGUUUUCACUAACCUCCAGGUGAAAUUUAGUAUUUCCUUCCUUGAUGAAUGCAAGCAACAAACCACUGCAGGACCUGUCACCUUGGCCUGAGAGCAGUCACAGAUGUUUUUGUAUCACGUGGCUCUGGCUGCAAACAGCUGGAAUGAUGUUAAAGCUCAUCUCUAUAAUCAUGGUGGUUAUUACAGUGACUAUAUCUACUCUCUCACAUAGUGUUAUUCAAUAUAAGAAUAAAGAA